Periophthalmus magnuspinnatus is the source of this 884-nucleotide messenger RNA. RefSeq names its product anaphase promoting complex subunit 10 (gene anapc10). The transcript has 6 exons. The coding region runs from base 154 to 714 and encodes 186 amino acids. Gene Ontology annotation, cellular component: anaphase-promoting complex. NCBI's taxonomy places the organism in Eukaryota, Metazoa, Chordata, Actinopteri, Gobiiformes, Gobiidae. Gene Ontology annotation, biological process: protein K11-linked ubiquitination; anaphase-promoting complex-dependent catabolic process. The record is from RefSeq and is a predicted model, not a curated record.
AGCGCGCCGGGGUUACGUCAUCAGGAGGCGACUUGGCGCAAAGUGGAGGAUUUUUGAGAAGGGAAAUCAGUCUUUAAACAGUUUUUUAUGCAUGUAAACAAAGACAAAGUACGUCUAGACGCUCUGGACAGCCUCAACUAAAUAAAUCUGAACAUGGCCACGCCCAGUAAGACUCCGCCCGGCGCUGACCCGAAGCAGUUGGAGCGAACAGGGACCGUGAGAGAGAUCGGGUCCCAGGCCGUGUGGAGUCUGUCGUCGUGUAAACCAGGGUUUGGAGUGGAUCAGCUCAGGGAUGAUAACUUGGAGACGUACUGGCAGUCGGACGGGUCCCAGCCUCAUCUCGUCAACAUUCAGUUCAGGAGGAGGACCACGGUGAAGAUGUUGUGUAUUUACGCUGAUUAUAAAUCCGACGAGAGCUACACUCCCAGUAAAAUCUCAGUCCGAGUCGGGAACAACUUCCACAACCUGCAGGAAAUCAGGCAGUUGGAGAUGGUGGAGCCCAGUGGGUGGAUUCACAUUUCUCUCCUGAAUCAGAGGACGAACGAGCCGAUCAGCACGUUCAUGAUCCAGAUCGCCGUUUUGGCGAAUCACCAGAACGGGCGAGACACGCACAUGCGACAGAUCAAAGUCUACACCCCCGUGGAAGAGAGCUCCAUCGGGAAGUACCCACGAUGCACCACGGUCGACUUCAUGAUGUACCGCACCAUAAGGUGAUGAGGAAGUGACAUCACCGAGGCACAGGAAGUGACAUCACCGAGGCACAGGAAGUGAACGACGGGGCCGAAAACACAACUCCAGGUGUUUUUGAGGAGACGGCGCUGGGUCGGUUUAUGUGAUACUGGACCUUUGUCAUAUGUAAUUAUGGUCACGACCUGAAGGGGGCG